GAAUAAUACUGUCGUCUGUGGUCUUCAUUCCAGCGCCAAAGAUAAAGACCUCACAUCCAAAAAGAACUCAUCUCCUACCUAUGACCACCCUUUCAAUUCAUCCUCUCUCAAAUUCGAGAAACAUAUCAGCAGACAAUUAAAGCUCCGCCCUUUAUCCCGCCGCAUCAACAAACAUAGCCUCUCGUCUCCUUCCUUUCAUUUUCCUAUCCAACGCCAACCAUAACGUCACUCUUCCCCACUGCCUUUUCUGUUCUGGAUUAAAUGCCGCCAUUAAUUGCCUGCUUCUCCCUGCAACGGCCACCUCAUUAAACCCAAUUUCUGCCCAACGGUCUCUUCCCACAACAACAUUCGGGUCUUUCAGCCACGCUUAUGUCUUCUCUUACUCUGCUCCUCUCAUCCAUCAUAUUUUCCUUCUUUCUCCCUUCCGUUGCCGACCUGCCGCAGUUAGCUACGGACAAAUCCGCGCUGCUCGAGUUCGCCGCCGCCACUCCUCACGCUCGCCUCCUUUAUUGGGACCCUAGCACCUCACCUUGCCUCAACUGGACCGGCGUUUCCUGCAAUGCUGACGGCUCCCGGGUCGUCGCCCUCCGCCUCCCCGGCUUCGGGUUCGUCGGCCCAAUCCGAUCUGAAAUACUGACCCGCCUAUCUGCACUCCAAAUUCUCAGUCUUCGCUUCAAUGCUUUUGACGGAUCGCUUCCUUCCGACCUCGCCAAUCUCUCCUCCCUUACCGCUCUCCACCUCCAAAAUAAUCAUUUUUCAGGAAACAUCCCUCCUUUGAUCUCCAAUCUCACCCGCCUCGUAGCCCUCAACCUCGCUGGCAAUUCCCUCUCCGGCGAAAUACCCGAUCUGAAACUCCCCAGUCUCAAAUUCCUCAACUUGUCUUACAACCACUUCACCGGAAGCAUCCCGCCCUCACUCCUUCGAUUCCCCGACUCGUCCUUCGCCGGCAACAAAAUCUCUCCUUUUCCCCCUAUUAUAACCGCCCCUCCCCUUACGCCGUCCAAGAAAUUGAGUGAGGGAGCUCUCCUUGGCAUUAUAGCUGCCGGAUGUGCGGCAUUGGCGGUGAGUACGGCCCUCUGCUGCUUGAGACUGAAAAAGGAGAGCAUGGAGGUGGUGACCGGAGGGAAAGCGAUGAAAGGAAAAUGGCCAAUGGAGAAGAUGGAGGCUGUUAGCCAGGAAGGCAAUAAUACGCUAGUGUUCUUUAACGGUUCCACACUGGCGUUCGAUUUGGAGGAUUUGCUGAGGGCUUCGGCGGAGGUUCUUGGCAAGGGGACGUUUGGUGCGGCUUACAAGGCAGUGCUGGAGGAUGGGACGACGGUGGUGGUGAAGAGGUUGAAGGAGGUGGGGAUUGGGAGAAAGGAAUUUGAGCUGCAGAUGGAGGUGGUGGGGAAGAUAAGGCAUCAGAAUGUGGCGGAGUUAAGAGCUUAUUACUAUUCCAAAGAUGAGAAGUUGAUGGUAUAUGACUACUUCAGUCAAGGGAGCGUGUACUCCUUGCUGCAUGGGAAGGGAGAGGAAGAUAGGGUUCCUCUUGACUGGGAAACCAGACUUAAUAUAGCCCUCGGUGCUGCAGUAGGAAUCGCUCACAUCCACACACAGAACAAUGGAAAACUUGCUCAUGGAAACAUCAAAUCCUCAAACAUUUUCCUCAACGAGCAACAAUAUGGCUGUGUUUCAGACCUUGGCUUAGCUGCUGCGCCUAUAAACUCGACAGCCCUUUCUAUGUCGUCCCGUACCGCCGGCUAUCGCGCACCGGAGAUCACUGAAACAAGGAAACCAUCACAGUCGUCAGAUAUCUACAGCUUCGGCGUAGUCCUUCUUGAGCUCCUCACCGGAAAACCUGCCAUACAGAUAGUUCGGGGUGGCGAUGAGAUCAUCCACCUGGUUCGCUGGGUGCAGUCGGUGGUGCGCGAAGAGUGGACAGCCGAAGUGUUUGAUGUGCAGUUGCUGAGAUAUCCGAACAUAGAAGAGGAGAUGGUGGAGAUGCUUCAGAUUGCGAUGGCGUGUGUUGUGAGGGUUCCAGAGAAGAGGCCUCAGAUGUCACAAGUGGUGAAGAUGAUCGGUGAUGUUAGAAAAUUCGAUAGCCAUAACUGGCUUUCAACAGAAGAAAGAGAAGAUUAAUUAACUUGUAGCAUAAAUUUCAUGGGAAUAUCGUCAUCUGUUGAGUGUGUUGAUGCAUCUUUCCUUUGAAUUGAUAGCAAUCAUUGUGUCAAGAUGGAGUUUUAUAGGUUGAAUUGCUGGUGAAAUUAAGAUUUUUUUUUUUUA
Dendrobium catenatum is the source of this 2262-nucleotide messenger RNA. RefSeq names its product probable inactive receptor kinase At4g23740. Lineage: Eukaryota; Viridiplantae; Streptophyta; Magnoliopsida; Asparagales; Orchidaceae. The record is from RefSeq and is a predicted model, not a curated record. Gene Ontology annotation, molecular function: ATP binding; protein binding; protein kinase activity. Bases 370 to 2118 code for a protein of 582 amino acids. Gene Ontology annotation, biological process: protein phosphorylation. The transcript is spliced from 2 exons.